CCGGAAGUGAGGUAGAGGACGGAGGACACACCCCUACACACAGGGCUGUGAGAUCUGAAGUGUCUCUGGGAGGAGAUGAGGGGCUCAGGGAUGUGCAGACCUCUCUGCCAGCUGCUGAUCAGCCACCCUCAGUGUGCCAGGCCGGCCAAUCACAGCGGCUGUAGGAGAGGGCUGAUCACUAGGGCGGAGCUCCUGUCCAGCUACGAUGUGCGGAGGGUGGAGAUAACGCCGCCGGAGCAGAGGAAGUUGACCUUUGACACUCACGCUCUGGUGUGUGACCUGGAGACACACGGCUUUGACAAAAGUCAAUCAGAAACUAUUGUGUCUGCACUGGCCUCCCUGACCAAUGCAAGUCUGGACACUGUGUACAGAGAAAUGGUGACACGGGCUCAGCAGGAAAUUACCAUCCAGCAGGUCAUGGCACACUUGGACUCUAUAAGGAAAGACAUGGUGAUUCUGGAGAAAAGCGAAUUUGCCACCCUCCGGGCAGAAAAUGAGAAAAUGAAGAUUGAACUGGAGCACGUCAAGCAGCAACUCUCGAAUGAAACCAACCAGAUCCGGGCCGACACCAAACUGGACAUAAACCUGGAGCGCAGUCGUCUGACCGACUUGUUCACAGAUCAAGAGAAGAAGCUGAUGGAAGCCAGCACAGAGUUCCAUAAAAAGAGUGCGACUACCGAUGGUGUCAUCACAGAGAUCCACAAGAAGAUCGAUAUAGACAUCGCUUCUCUAAAAACCCUCAUGGAGUCCCAUAAACUGGACACCAUCCGUUAUUUAGCCGGCUCUGUAUUUGCUUGCCUUGCCAUAGCCCUUGGAUUCUACCGACUGUGGAAAUAGUAGAGCAGACCGCGUCUAAGGGAACCUGUCACUUCGCAGCAGACAUAUUACUGAUAGGGGGAAGGGUAAGGAACGCCUUAUCGCGAAACUGCAGUUAUAACCGUUGCCUAAAGAAGAACUGCAGUCUGCUCACAUAAUUUGUAAUAAAAACAUCUUUGCCAUUCUGAA
This is a messenger RNA of Rana temporaria (common frog), 1005 nucleotides long. It is a transcript of the gene CCDC90B, whose product is annotated as coiled-coil domain containing 90B. The transcript has 9 exons. The coding region runs from base 76 to 837 and encodes 253 amino acids. The record is from RefSeq and is a predicted model, not a curated record. Gene Ontology annotation, cellular component: mitochondrion. NCBI's taxonomy places the organism in Eukaryota, Metazoa, Chordata, Amphibia, Anura, Ranidae.